Penicillium canescens is the source of this 1239-nucleotide messenger RNA. Its product is annotated as DUF3435 domain-containing protein. NCBI's taxonomy places the organism in Eukaryota, Fungi, Ascomycota, Eurotiomycetes, Eurotiales, Aspergillaceae. The record is from RefSeq and is a predicted model, not a curated record. The transcript is spliced from 5 exons. Bases 1 to 1239 code for a protein of 412 amino acids.
AUGAGCACAUUCGAGACCGACUGGAAAAACCUUCGCUGUUACUAUCAAAAGCUCACCAAGAUUGUGAUCAAAGAUGAAGAUGGCUCAGAGAUACGAAGGUUUGGCUUGGACACGCAGCCUGGAAAGAAGACGCCGGUUUAUAUCGAGGAUAUCGGCCCGUUUAAUGAAACGAUCUUAUCGACACAGGAGAAGAAGUUCCAUCUAGGCUUUCAACGUAUCCAAGUGUGUCUGUUCAACUCUCUCGGUAUCUUUACGCUGCACCGGAAAAGCGCCCUGUUGAGUCUGCAGUUCAAGGACCUGCAGAUCUCCCUCCAGAAGGAUCCCCGUGGAGGACCCGUCCCUAUGAUCGAACUUACUCCCGAAUGGACAAAAAAGUUUCUCGGUCUCACCAAAUUAACGACUUUUGCACUUCCCGAGAUCGUUUACGGGCCGUCUUUGGUGAUAUGCCCGCACACAUUGCUUUUUGGCGUCCUGUUUCAUGCGCGGGCGUUCCGGAAUCAGGGGCUGACUUCGAAGGCUCAGCUGCGGAAACUUUUCAUCAGCAAAGGCUGUGAGCAGCUCCUGAUGCCCAAGUCUGCGAUUUCCACCCUGCUAGUCACAUUUGGCGAGAUUCGCGCAUGGAAAGGGGCAUUUCACGCCCAUCAGUUCCGGUAUGGAAGUGGUAAAGUGAUCAACGAGAGUGGGUGGGUGAGCAAGGAGCAACAUAUGUUGAUCAUGAAGCAUGCCAGCCCCCGCAUCUUUCUCAACCACUAUCAUCCCCUGCAAAUCGACACUGACAUGAUCCGGGUGAUCUGUGGCCUUGACCCGGAUGUGGAACUGAUGCGAGCUGUUACACGGCAAAGCCGUUGGCGAGACACGCGACGCCCACGCUACUUGACCGGUCAACAAAGGGCACAGUUUGAAGAACAUCCUGAGUUGGAAGAGGCACGGCGCAACCUAGACAAUAUCCGCGCGCAGUACGAGGAGACCCAGGAACCCGGCCUGCUUCCUAGACUCCAGCAACGGGAGAAGGAGGUGAGAAAUACGCGAAAAAGGUUGCACCGGAGCUUACGGCAUGAGAUCCGAAAGAAAUUUGAUGAAGAGCAAGCGCUCCUGGAUAUCGAGGCGCAGCUCUCGGGUACCGCAGUCAAGGAAGAGAGCGAAGACUCACCCUUGGAAGACACCAUGCACCCCCUUCAGUUGCAUCUCGUGCAGAGUCUUUUUUCCUACCCUGUUUCUAACUCGUUGGAGGAUGAGUGA